UACAUAGGGAGAGACGACUAGCUAGUUUAUUGAUACGUUUUUACUUGACAUAUAAGUAUUUGGAAAUUUGGAUCAAGGGCGUUAUUUAUUUUUUAUAAUUCGGAAGUGUUAAUUUUUUAUUUUACAAUAUGGGAAAUUUAAUUAGUAUUAAUAUGGAAGAAAACUUUAAAAAGAACCAAGAAUUCAUUCAAUCAAUGAGUAAAAUAAGAAUGGAAAGACAAAUUCAAUUACAAUAUCAGGUACAGGAGCGUCAAAUGGCAAUGCAAAUAGCAAAAAAUAGAGACAUUUGUUUGUGGUUAACUACAUUCUAUAUUACAUCUGCUGCUGGAUUGUAUACUGGUUUUCGAAGAACAAAACGGUCGUAUUUUUUAUUUCCAUUGCUGCCUUUGACUUUUGUAACAUUAUAUUAUUGGGAUCUCGCAUAUGGAAAUAAAGUACAUAGGAUCAGGAUGGAAGCUGAACAUAUAAUGACACAUGAAGCAGACUCCUUAGAAUGGCCUUGUGGUUUACCAUCACCAUCUUCUAUAGACCAAGGUGUCAUGGAAACAGAAGAAAAAAAGAAGAUUCAUCCUCCACUUCUAUAAAAUAAUAUUUUUCAUAAUAAAGCUGUUCAGACGUGUGCCUUCACCACUUUGUAGUGAAAUGGCAGUUUUAGUAAAAUAAUAAAAAAAAAAAUAGUGAAUGCUAGUUUUUCAAAAUAUGCAUUCAAAAUAAGAAAUUUAAAUCAUCACUUACUGUUUUAUCGUACUAGGAUUAGCAAAAUUUUUGGAACAAUAGAUAUUUAGGUGAAAUAGUUAAAUUUUGCUUCAUAUAUUCUUAUGUUUGUUUUAUUAUUUCCAUAGUGAAACUAAAUCUACAACGAUCCAUCUCAAUUUUUAAGUCUUUUAUCAAUAAUGGUUUCAUAAUCGUACUUAAAAUUGUGACUCACAUUUUGGCAUCUCAUUAUAUUAUAUACAGGUAUUAUUAUAGUAGUUUAUAUUUACUUACACAAUUACUUAGGGCUGCUUUAGCAUUAAAUUCAUUCCGUCUUUAUCUGUUUGUAGUUAAUUUAAUGUGAUAUAGAAAUUUAGUCAUUAAUACUAUACAUGUUAUUUUCAUUCAAAAAACUUAUAGGUAUAAGUAUAUUAAAAUACUUAUUUCUGAAUUUUUCAUUUUUAGUAUAAAUACCUAAUGCAUUUAGAUUAUAUUUAAUUACUUAGUCUUUAUCUGUAAGAAAAGAAACAAUAAACCUAAGUACGCUUACUGUUAAAACAAUGCAAUGAUUCUUUUGUUCAUGUUAACUUUUUUUUUUUUAAUAUUAUAAGUAGAU
Galleria mellonella (greater wax moth) is the source of this 1309-nucleotide messenger RNA. RefSeq names its product plasminogen receptor (KT). The transcript is spliced from 4 exons. Bases 129 to 584 code for a protein of 151 amino acids. The record is from RefSeq and is a predicted model, not a curated record. Gene Ontology annotation, biological process: positive regulation of plasminogen activation. Lineage: Eukaryota; Metazoa; Arthropoda; Insecta; Lepidoptera; Pyralidae. Gene Ontology annotation, cellular component: plasma membrane.